UAGACAUUUCAAUAUUUUCUUUAAUUUUUUUUAAUUGUUUUUCAAAUUUAAGACUAUAAUGUCCCUUGUAACACGUUCAACCUAUCGUCCCGUGGUGCGUUUGGGCAAUUGGUAUGAGGACAUUUGCUUGGAAGAGGAAAAACUACAAACUUUUUUGUCACUGCGAGAACGCGGUGAAUUAAUGGUGGAAAAGACUCGACGAUUGUACGAAAAUUUUCACAAAGAAAUCCAAUUGUCAACACCCAGAGACACCAUAAGUUUUGGUGAUAUAGUUCAGCUAUUGCCAGUCCAUAUGCAGAUUUGCAAUAACUCUCGCAACGCAAAAAAUUCCCCCGCUCUCUCGGUAAGCAUUAAUGAAAGAGUGGUGCGUCGUAGCCAACAAAUGAAUGAGGAAUGCGAUUUGACACUGGCGCCAUCUGUAAGGCCUUGUAUUCGCAAUUCCUUUCGCAUAGUCAGCAUUGCUGGUGAUGGGUGGGAGGAUAACUCAGCGCUCAGAAUUCCCAAAGAAGAGUUGUUAAAAUAUGGACAACCAUUUCGUUUGCAAUGUUUGGGGGGAGGCGAGCCUUUGUUGUUGUAUUCUUCACAAAAGUCUUGGGAUUUGACUUCGCCCAUACAUAGCAAUUAUGAGUCAAGGAAAUUUGGUGAAAUCAACCUAACACUGGGAUUGUGUGCAAAAAAGAACUGUGGUCCCGGCAAAUUUGUGCCUUUGGCCUACACCCAUUGGUAUUGUCAGCACCUGGAUCCUCAUAAACGUUUUGAAACCGAAGGCAAUCCCUUGCCGAGCAAUCAACCCCUGGUUAUAACCCAUAUGGCCACUAAUCGCAAUCUGGCCGCCGAAAAUCUUAAGAUACACACUUUAUUUGGUACUGAAUUCGUGGUUUGUGUGCAAAAUUAUAAAAAUAUUUUCAAACGCGAGACCUGGCAGAAUAUUUGGAUGAUUAGCAAUGGACAUCAAAUAAAAUAAUUGCAUUAAA
Messenger RNA from Stomoxys calcitrans (stable fly), 974 nucleotides. RefSeq names its product cilia- and flagella-associated protein 161. Bases 59 to 964 code for a protein of 301 amino acids. The record is from RefSeq and is a predicted model, not a curated record. The transcript has 3 exons. Gene Ontology annotation, biological process: cilium assembly. NCBI's taxonomy places the organism in Eukaryota, Metazoa, Arthropoda, Insecta, Diptera, Muscidae. Gene Ontology annotation, cellular component: motile cilium.